GAUUCCAGUUCGUUUGUGGAAAUCUUUGACGUGGAUCACUUUAUUGAUGUAUUAAAGGAUGAUGUAAGGAUAAUCAAAGAACUGCCUGAAAAAUUCUCAUGGAGUACGAGAGAGUACUAUGCCACAGCAAUCCGUGAAACCCGUGUGAAGACUGCACCUGUCCAUGCUUCUGCCAAUUGGUAUCUCGAGAAUGUUUUGCCUGUUCUUGAAAGUUUUGGGAUUGCUGCUAUUGCCCCAUUCUCACACCGUCUAUCCUUCGAUCAUUUACCUCCGGAGAUCCAACGGCUGAGAUGCAAAGUUAAUUUCCGGGCACUGAGGUUUGUCCCCCAUGUUAGAGAACUUGGCGAUGCUCUUGUAAGUCGUCUUAGAAAUCCGUCAUGGAGAAACAAAGAACAGAAUGUGGAUCACUUGACGGAUAUAACCAACUCUCACAGCAGACAAGAACCUGGGAAAUUCGUUGUUCUUCACCUCCGGUUCGACAAGGAUAUGGCUGCUCAUUCUGCCUGCGAUUUCGGUGGGGGAAAGGCUGAGAAACUGGCGUUAGCCAAAUACAGACAAAUGAUAUGGCAAGGAAGG
Tarenaya hassleriana is the source of this 576-nucleotide messenger RNA. RefSeq lists its product as uncharacterized. The transcript is spliced from 4 exons. The annotation marks the transcript as partial. The record is from RefSeq and is a predicted model, not a curated record. Lineage: Eukaryota; Viridiplantae; Streptophyta; Magnoliopsida; Brassicales; Cleomaceae.